Molecule: messenger RNA, 914 nt
Organism: Pan troglodytes (chimpanzee)
Lineage: Eukaryota; Metazoa; Chordata; Mammalia; Primates; Hominidae
Exons: 1
Coding region: 1-894 (297 amino acids)
Source: RefSeq, a predicted model, not a curated record
AUGGGCCCGGCCUUGGCCUCACAGCGGACUCUCCAUGCCCAGCUAGCUCUCGCCUCACUGCGGCCUCCCCAGUCCAAAGCUCCUGCCUUUCGGCCACUUCGGCAGGCCCAGCUUCUGCCGGCCAGUGGCCUCUUUAGGCCCAGCUCAUUCCUCACAACGGCCUUUCCAGGCCCCGUUUUUCCCUUCCGGCGGCCUCUCCGGGCCCAGAACCUCCUCAAGUUGGUCUCUCCAGACCCACUUGCACCCUCCGGGUGUCCUCUCCAGGCCCAGCUCUUCCUCCCAGCUGCGUCUCCAGGCCCUACUCCUGCCUCCCAACAACCUCUUUGGACUCAGUGCCUGCCCAUCUCCUGGCGGCCUUGGUCAGCCCACAGCUUCCUCAAGCCAAGCUCCCCAGGCCCAGGUCAGGCCUCACGGUGGCCUCUCCAGGAUCAGCUCCUGCCCUCCGAUGGCGUCUCCAGGCCCCAAAUGGUCUCCGGUCGGUGGGCUCCUUCACGCCCAGCUUGGGCCUCCCGGCGACCUCUGCAGGCCCAAGUCGUCUUGAAGUCGGCCUCUCCCAGCCCUGCCUCCCAGCAAGUAAGCAAGCUUUUUUGGCUCAGCUCCUGCCCAGCUCCCAACCGCCUUUAUAGGCCCCGAACUUUCUCCAGCCAAGCUCUUCGGGCCCACCUCCUGCCUCCCGGUGGCCUGUACAGGCCCAGCUCUGGCUGGAGAACAGCCUCUGCAGGCCCCGCUCUUGCCUCCCAGGGGCCUCUCCAGGCCCAGCUCUCGCCCCCACAGCGGCCUCCUGGGGCCAAGUCCCUGCCUGCCUCCUGGCAGCCCGCGUGCGGCCCAGCUCCUCCCUCACGGUGGCCUGUUGAUGCCCAACUCAUGCCUCUGGCACCCUGCCCAGAGGCGUGAGCCCCUGCCUCAUACCAGCU